Daucus carota subsp. sativus is the source of this 1623-nucleotide messenger RNA. RefSeq names its product polypyrimidine tract-binding protein homolog 2. The record is from RefSeq and is a predicted model, not a curated record. Gene Ontology annotation, biological process: regulation of RNA splicing. NCBI's taxonomy places the organism in Eukaryota, Viridiplantae, Streptophyta, Magnoliopsida, Apiales, Apiaceae. Gene Ontology annotation, molecular function: mRNA binding. The transcript is spliced from 11 exons. The coding region runs from base 162 to 1484 and encodes 440 amino acids. Gene Ontology annotation, cellular component: nucleus.
AUCCACAGUACUGUGUCUGGAUUUUGUUAUUGUCGAAAGGUAAAAAGCUAUCACUUCAACGAUUGAGCUCAAAAAUGUGCAUCCACUAAAUUGAAUUAUCCAAACCCUAGAUAUUCGAAUAUACAGGCAAAAUUAGCUUCAUCGUCAGUCUACUAAGUGUUAUGUCAUCUGUUUCGAGUCAACCGCAGUUCCGCUACACACAACCUCCGUCCAAGGUCCUGCAUCUGAGGAAUUUGCCAUGGGAGUGCACUGAGGAGGAACUGAUUGAACUUGGUAAACCAUUUGGCAAAGUUGUCAACACCAAGUGUAAUGUUGGAGCCAACCGAAACCAAGCUUUUAUUGAAUUUGCUGAGUUAAAUCAAGCUAUAGCGAUGAUAUCAUAUUUUGCUUCAUCAUCAGAAGCGGCUCAGGUCCGAGGGAAAACUGUCUACCUACAGUAUUCCAAUAGGCAAGAAAUAGUGAACAACAAAACUACUGCAGAUGUUGCUGGAAAUGUGCUGUUAGUAACAAUCGAGGGCAAUGAUGCACGGCUCGUCAGCAUUGAGGUUUUACAUGUGGUUUUUUCAGCUUUUGGGUUUGUGCAUAAGAUUACUACAUUUGAGAAGACAGCUGGAUUUCAGGCACUUGUGCAAUUUACUGAUUCAGAAACUGCUUCCUCUGCGAAGGAUGCCCUUGAUGGUAGAAGCAUUCCCAGCUAUCUGAUUCCGGAGCUCUCUCCAUGUUCCCUUAAGAUUACGUAUUCUGCUCAUACUGAUUUGAGUGUGAAAUUUCAGAGCCAUCGCAGCAGGGACUACACUAAUCCCAGCCUUCCUGUCAAUCCCUCGGCCAUAGAUGUUACUGGGCAGAUCAGUAUGGGUCUUGAUGGCAAAAGGCUAGAGCCUGAAAGCAAUGUUCUUCUUGCUUCUAUUGAAAACAUGCCAUAUGAACUUACCUUGGAUGUUUUGCAUAUGGUUUUCUCUACUUUUGGCACUGUUUUAAAGAUUGCCAUGUUCGACAAGAAUGGAGGGAUUCAAGCACUGGUUCAGUACCCUGAUGUUCAAACAGCCGUAGUUGCCAAGCAAGCCUUGGAAGGACACUGUGUUUAUGACGGGGGAUAUUGCAAGCUUCAUAUUUCAUUUUCACGCCACACUGAUUUAAGCAUAAAGGUCAACAAUAAUAGAAGCAGAGAUUAUACAAUCCCAAAUGUUCCAUUGUUGAGCACUCAACCCUCAAUGUUAGCGCAACAAUCACCAUCAUUGCUAGGUCCUGGUGGACCCCAGUACAAUGCAACUCAAUUUGCCCCAGUUCAUGAAGGUCAAGCGAUGCCCCAACCUCCGUCUGGUUGGAAUUCAGGUGCCCCAGCUGGACCUCAGCCUAUGCAGGGUCAAAUGCAUCCUCACCAUUACAUGCCUGCAAACAUGCCUUCUGAAUAUGGGCAUUCAGUGAUGCACAACCCUAAUAGUUUCCACCAUGCUGGGCCAUACCCUCAUUAUCCGCCUCAAUAACAGAUUUAAUGCUCUCCUUUAAGAACCCUGCUGGCUGCUACAAUUUGGGUGUUAUCAAGACAUGGUUGUAAUCUGAAGUUUUCUAUCAGUUUUUUUUCUUGGUUUAUUAUGAAAUUGAAGAUUUAGAUUGUUCUUUUAA